Messenger RNA from Serpula lacrymans var. lacrymans S7.9, 591 nucleotides. RefSeq lists its product as uncharacterized. Bases 1 to 591 code for a protein of 196 amino acids. The transcript is spliced from 4 exons. The record is from RefSeq and is a predicted model, not a curated record. Lineage: Eukaryota; Fungi; Basidiomycota; Agaricomycetes; Boletales; Serpulaceae.
AUGACUUGCACGCACCAAUCACCUACAGCCAAUUCUAGUGCCAUUCCUCCGACCUCUUUGUUUUCACCUGGAAAACCACGCCAUGACAAUCGCUCAGCGCAAUGCCUGCCUUUCACAGAGACAGUCACAAGCACCCAUACCACUACAACCACAACCACAACCACAACCACAACAAUCACAGAUGCUAUCUCUGUGACAACCACCCCAAGAAAGUCUCCCCAGCUGGCCGUGGCAGGUCCUUAUGACUUGGAGAGUCCACAAUUACCACCCACCAUCAAAAACAAGCCGCCUGCCCAACCUCCUGCGUCACUCCAGAGGGUUGCUAUGUUGUCUGGGUUGGUCAAGAAGUGGGGAUCUUCUACACCUGGUGUUAGCGGUAAUAGGUAUAAGAAAUACAACAACUUUGAUGAGGCUCUCAGGAAAUAUAGAAGUAAGUAUGAGUUGGGUGCCGUUCGAGCGGUCCCAAUCCCUGGUGGUUGGUUCUGGUUGGAGGACCUCCAUUCCUAUGAUAAUGACCCAUACUCUGCUCUCACAGAACGUUCAUGGGAUGUGCUUGGGGCGUUAACUGAUCAAUUCAGCCAUGUCUUAUGA